AUGGGAUGUAUCGAGUGUCGUUUUGCUAUAAUUGCCUACGAACUAGCACAAUGCAGUAUUCACGUAGGGAAGAGAUUUGCAGCUCGGAUAGGAGCACUGGAUAACUCAGCAAAAAUACAAUGCAAAGCAGCCUGGAUGCAUCAUCAGCUACGUCUUAGUAUGCCCGAGAUGCAUUUGCGAUAUGUGUCAUAUCGAAUGGUAACUUCGACUUUCAAAGGCAACCAAGAAAGAGUACUUCAUGCAACAGUCGGUGGAAAUGAAGUGGAUGUAACUCCCACUUUGGAGGAGACUCUUAAAGCCUUUAUAGCGGAUGAAAUCCGGCAAGCCAUCUGUUUUGGUAGAAUUCCAUCCGAAAUCUGGAGACGUAGAGACCAUGUAUUCCACGCUAAAUUUCACAAGCUUACUAUGAAACGAACUUUCUACAGAUCUCCAAGACGCAAUCAUCAUCCUGCAUGA
Brugia malayi is the source of this 456-nucleotide messenger RNA. RefSeq lists its product as uncharacterized. The transcript is spliced from 3 exons. NCBI's taxonomy places the organism in Eukaryota, Metazoa, Nematoda, Chromadorea, Rhabditida, Onchocercidae. The record is from RefSeq and is a predicted model, not a curated record. Bases 1 to 456 code for a protein of 151 amino acids.